AAUUCAGUGUCAUAUUGGUGUUAAAACGACACUCGCAGCAGCUUUAAACUCUGUUACAGCAUUAACAUUCACACUGGCGCUGCUGGGGACGACCCGGUGCCUUGCUCAAGGAACCACAGCAGUAGAUGAACGUUUGGGGGGCGGAGAAACGGAAAUACGGGAGGUGUGUUUUCUCUCGGUGUGUGUGUGAAACGUAGACGGGUUUUUUUCCUCUUCACGGAAGAGAGAAAGAGAGAAGAGGAGGAGGAGGAGGAGCGGUGUGUCCAGAACCACCUCGACCGACUGAGAGAGAAGGACGAACCGGAUAAAAAAAAAGAACAAAUAACACCGGACACAUCCCGGGAAAUACGCGGGUCAGACAGACACCAGAGGAGGAGACGAACACACAUCUGUGGCGCGUGAGGAGACAGAGGUGUGCGGCUGCAGCUCGAGGACGGACGCGGUGUGUGUCUGACAGAAAUGGGAUUGUGGUUCUCCUGAGAGCAACAGAACAGCAGUGGAACCUGGCCGACCUGCGGACCUGAAGGAGGACAGGCACCGGGCACAGACAUGGCCCACGUAGGCAACGGAGCGACCGCGGAGGAGGAGGACUGCUUUGAAGAUGCCUACGACCGGAUCCCAGCGGCGUGUCAGAUGGAUCUGCAGACAGCCAUCCAGGAGACUCAGUGUGCUCUCAAUCUGGUCCUCAACAACAAGUUCUCUGAAGCCCUGGACCUCCUCAAACCAUGGUGGAAGGACAGUAUGUACCAUGCGUUGGGUUACAGCAGCAUCCUGGUGAUGCAGGCGACCAUGACGUUCGAACACAGAGACAUCCAGACUGCCAUGGCAACCAUCAAGGAGGCGUUACACACCUGUCAAAGGUUCAGGAAGAAGAACUCAAUGGUUGGAUCGUUGUCCAGUCUGAUCAGCAAGCAGUCCAACCUGCAAGAAGAGGAGAUGCAUGCAGAGAUCUGCUACGCUGAGUGUCUCCUGCAGAAAGCCACACUGACAUUUGUACAGGAUGAGAACAUGAUCAGUUUUAUCAAAGGAGGCAUCAAGAUUCGAACAAGCUACCAAAUCUACAAGGAUUGUCAGAACGUGAUGAAUGUCACUCAGAAUCUGGCCGGCCAGUCUGAUGCGUUCAAACAGUUUGAGGGCGGAGUCAAGCUGGGCAUCGGGUCCUUCAACCUGAUGUUGUCUCUCCUCCCUCAGAGGAUCCUGAGGUUGUUGGAGUUCAUUGGAUUCUCAGGAAACAGGGACUUUGGUUUGUCUCAGUUGAGGGAGGGGGCCUCCAGUCAGAGUUUGCGAUCGAUCCUCUCCGCUCUGACUUUGCUCUUUUACCACACAUAUGUUUCACUGAUACUUGGAACUGGGGAGGGGAACCUGGUGGAGGCUGAAGCUCUGCUGGAGCCAUACCAACACAAAUACCCCAAAGGCUCCAUUAUUCUCUUCUACUCCGCUCGCAUCGCCACACUGCGAGGAAACUUCGAAAAGGCCCGGGCCAGGUACGAGGAGUGUAUCAGCAGCCAGCAGGAGUGGAAGCAGAUCCACCACCUGUGUUACUGGGAGCUGAUGUGGACCCACUCCUACCAACAGGAGUGGCAGCAGGCGUACCGCUACGCCGACCUGCUGUGCAAGGAGAGCCGCUGGUCCAAGGCGAUCUACGUGUACCAGAAGGCAGCCAUCCUCAGCAUGAUGUCGGAAGAGGAAGUGAAGAAGACGGGCGAGGACAUUGUUGAGCUCUUUAGGCAGGUGGAGGGGUUGAAACAGCGCCUGGCGGGGAAGUCGAUCCCCACGGAGAAAUUUGCAGUGAGGAAGUCCAGACGCUACAAAGCCGCUAACCUCAUCCCCCUGGUCGUCCCCGCACUGGAGAUGAUGUACGUUUGGAACGGUUUCACCAUCGUAGGGAAGAGAGCCGACUCCACCGAGGCCCUGCUGGUUACCAUCGAGGCGGCGGAGGAGCGGCUACGCAGCGACCCCAGCCCAUCAGAGUUUCAUCCAGACGACAGCUGUCUGGUCCAGAUGUUGAAGGGCCUCUGUCUGAAACACCUGGGCAGGUUACUGCAGGCUGAGCUCUGCUUCACACAGGUUUUGUCCAGUGAGAGUCGUAUCAGAUAUGAUCACUACUUGAUUCCCUUCACUCUCUAUGAGUUGGGUCUGCUGUAUAAACAACAGGGAGACUUCACCAAGGCCACCACCUACAUUGAAAAUGCCAAGACAAACUACAAGGACUACUCCAUGGAGUCCAGACUGCACUUCAGGAUCCACGCGGCCCUCAACAGCCUCAAAGGAUCCCCUGUCGGCACUCCGUAACACUCCCAACACCAGUCAAGCUGCAGCUGGAAACAACAGCGUAUGAAGCAUGAAUUCAGGGGUCACCCCCCCGACAGUUCAGCUGAAGUGAACGAAUCCGUUGUGACUGCCUCGUAAAGAAGGAGCUUAGGUGUGUUUGCGGGGUUUUGGGAUCACGUGUCCAAAUGGACUCGGUUUUUCUUCAUCGCUAGCAUCCUUUAUUUUAUGUUAUCUUAUUUUUUCCUUAUUUAUUUUUUCAAUAGCCUUGAAAUAUGAGAUUAUUUAAGCUUGUACCUCCUCUCAAACGGUACUUCCCAUUAGCAUCUGCCAGAGGUUUUACCGGUGGAUGCGGAGCCAUGGUUCAUGGUUCUGACAUCUGUUACUAGGAAACAAAUCAUGGCCUUAAACUAAAGUUGCAGCUCAUCCGAAUGCUCUCGUUGAAUACGUGUAUUUCUAGGAUAGAAUCAUAAAUACUGAUGGAUGUCAGGUUGUAAACCGUGUACUGAUGCAGCAGGGAGAGGUGUGUGUGUGUUGGGACACACAGGAUUCAUGCUUUAUAUUUCCUUUAGUUGACAAUGCAUCAUGCCACACGUGCACACGGUACACAUCUGUGUCCGUGCACACGCAAACCACAGCCUUCUCACCAACCGUGGCUUAUGCAAACACACACACAUACAGUACACACACAGAUUAAUACACACAAACGGCUGUAAACGCACACAUUUAGCAGCAAUAUAGAAGAACUCGUGCUGUUACUUCUGAGUCAUCGUGUCGGUCGGCGUCCAUGUCGUAGUUCUCGUGUUUCUCAGAGGCAGAGCAGCUUUUCAGGCAUCUACAGAAUGAUUCCCAGAUGCUACUUCCACAUCUGGACCGGGAUAACAGCCAGAAUCUGCUGUCAGUCAAAGUCAAUGACAAUAUUCCUGGUUCUGUUCUGCAUUAAUUUAGAUCUUUUUAUUCCUGAGCGCUGGCGACAGUCAGAGCGGCAGCCAUAUUGUUUUUAGGCUGUCCGUCCAUCCGUCUCAUUCUCGUGGACUCGAUAUCUCGGUAACGCCUUCACCGAACUCAGCAUGAACAUUCACUAGGACUCGAGGGUGAACUGAUUAGAUUUUGGUGGUCAAAGGUCAAAGGUCACGGUGACCUCACAAAACACUUUUUAGGCAUAACACAAGACAAACUCACAUUAAUGGUUCAUAUUUGAUGUGACUCUGGAUAAACAGGGAUCUAAUGAACAACUGGUCUGAGUGACAGAGGCAGAAAACCACGAUACUGUCCAUCAAAUGUAAUGGUAAAUCUGUAGGGGACGCCGCCACUAAUCCCAAAGGUCAACGCUGUCGAGACAGUUUUCUGUUGGUCAACCGCACAAAUAUUCAUGUCAAAGUUCACCACAUCUGAACUCAUUUGUUCAGCUGUUCAGUUAUUACCCGGCCCGAGGACUGUGGUUCUGUCUUGGCUGAAAGAGGUGAUUUCUUCACACAAAGCAGCUCUGUCUUUGAGAAAUGUCUGCGCCACUAAAACUACACUCAGUCUGCGUUUGCUCAACCUUCUGUUGACAAAGUCAAUAAAAGAACUGAAGGCUUUAGAUUCAUCUCGAUGGUCGUCCUGUUUCCAGCUUCUCACGUUGUUACUGCUGUAGACGUAUGGCUUUGGCCAACUUCUUUUUUCUUUUUUUAAUAUUAAGUAGUAUUCUAAUAUAUACAGUAAAUUAUGUAGAUCACCAAUAUACAUGAAGAGCAGUUUUAAUAUCUAUUUAUGUACUGAUGAAUAAAAAAGAAGCACAAUCGAUGACAUCCAAUCCCCACUACCAAUAUUAAAAAGAAUAAAAAUGUCUAAAGAGCUUCAAGAAAUGUUUUACAUGACCUGUCCUCAUUUGGCUUCGAGUAGUUUGAUACUAUUUACUAUGAUGUAUAUUUACCAAAAAGGUUCAGUGGUUUUAUACACGGUGGGAAACUUUCAUCUUUCCCCCAGAGUAUUGUUACAGAUCAUGUUGAAAUCAAUACAUCCGAUAGAACUGUUUUUACCGUUGAUUUGACGAGUUCUGUCGUACGGUCCCAAACAACAAAUAAGCAGCAGUCAACUGCUUCCACUUUAAACAUCGGGCUGAGCACCAUUUUUCCCGUAGGUUCGAGGCCAGGGUUAGGGUUCAGGGGUGUCGAGUCCAACUUGAACAAAAGCAACAGCGGUGAAAGUUAGCCUUCUCCCUAUAAUGAAUGUAUGAAUCUGAAGACCAAAGUAUAUCUGUGUCUUUCUGUCUUUUGUUUGCUGGGUGUGUAUUUUGUGCCUAUCGGUGUCUGGGUGUAAUUUCCUUCAUGUCUUGGUGUGAUCUGAAACUUUUUUUCCAAGCAAUUUAAUUUUGCAAAGUGCAGCAAAUAAUCAGGAGCUUGUUACAGAUAAAGUCACUUUAUUGAGUUUUACUCAAAAGACCUCAGUCCUGUAUCUAAGAAAGAGGCAAUAAGUACUAUCGUACGAUGUCUGAUCAACUGCUAAUGCUAGGAAACUUCCAGCAGAGUUUUUAGCUAACAUUGAUAAAGGUUCAGGAAAAAAAAAAAAUUUGACUCAGUGUAAAGAUUAAAGGUGAAGCAACAUUUGUUUAUAUGAUCGGUUGAUCAGUUAGCUCUUAAAUGAUAAGAAAAGACACCAAAAUCCUCCAUGUGCAAUAAAACAUUGAUUUAACAAGAGUAUAUGCAAAUUUAGCGCCAGACUCCUAGCUUAAACUAUAGUGUUAGCAUGUUGCCUGUUGUCACUAAUCAUAACAUAGCAUGCCAAUAUUUUCAUCUUGUGUCAAAGAAUAUGAUGCAAUAUUAACACAGUGUGUUACUGUCAAUAUGUUAGCAUGGUAUUAGCCCCGGUUCGUCUCUCAUGCGUUAUUACCAAAAAUCUGAAUCUGUUGAUCUUUCAAAAACCAAGGGAAUCUUUUAAUAACACUUGCUGCAUUUUCAAGGUAUUUCCAGAAUCAUAGAAAACUCUUCUGUCCUUCUGAAUAAAAAAAAUAAUGCGCCAACCACAUACAACAAAAGAUUUUUAACCCAUUUCCCACGUUGCUGCUCAGUGUAGGCAAAAUGUUAGCCAGAGAUUUAUUUAAUGCAACAAAAUAGAGAUACAAACACAUUAUUGUAAAUGCAACUAGAAAAUAAACAAAUUUAAUAUAGACAAAUUUUUCAUUUGUGUCUUAAUUGAGCAAGAUAAAGGUUACGUUAUUUGUUUGUUAAGAAGUGGAGUCGCAAACUUGGGAAAUAUGCGGUAGAAUAAAAUCAUAAUACAUUUUGUCAGACGACAAAUGGAAGGUGUCUUUAUUGAUUCUGAAAAUAAGUUGAAAACAGCAGUAAGUGUUGUUGUAUGACCUGACCGGUGUCUUUACCCACGCUGAUCUUAUUGAGUGGAUUAAGUAUUGACCAGAUUGAUCCGCAUUGAACAGAUCUGAUCGUAAAGGAUCAACAUAAACAGCAUUUUUAAUGUGGAUAAAAUUCUGUGUUUUGAGGUGAAUGUAAAUGUUUUAGCAUGACACCUACAAUCGGUCUUACUGCGAGCUAGAUCAAUGUCACACAACAGACUGUUGUGUGCUGCUCCCAAUCACAGCGCUCAAUGAUAGUUAGUUUUUUAUCAUUUAACAGGUAAGCUGAUCAACAUCACUCCCUUAAAUAUCACGACCUUUUAUCAUCACAAUACUCACGUUUCAUUCAGUUGCUUAUGUCAGUGCCUCUGUGUGUCUGUGUAUAAACUGUAUUUCUAAAUAAGGUUUUCCAUAGGAUUUGCUUUGCAUGUCAAUCUUAAAUAUGUUUAAUCUUUUUUUUUUUAUUUCUAAUACGACACAUUACUGUGUUAUGUGCUUUACGGCAGGAAAAGAUAUGUCCCAAUAUUACUUUAUGGUUAUAUGGUUAGAGAUGAUCCACGUGGUGCAAUAAAAUUAAAUCAGAAUAAUUGUUCAUUUUGAGUGAUACGGCCUUUUGUCUUUUUUCUGCCACUGUUUCGCUUUGUGUUAGUUCGUCUUUCAACCUGUAUUUAUUCAUUCUCCAGCCUUAAAUAUUAGAUACACAAAAGAAGAGACAAUUUUCUUGUCAUUCAUAUACUGUAGUGCAAUUUGCGUAGCUUAAAGUUAAAGUCGUCACACCGUGGUGGAUCGUCAAUAAAACAGCAUUAAGAAAAGGAAGAAAAUAACUAUCAUAUAAAUGUUUUUUGUAUCCCUGGCUGCCAAACAGAAAAGACAAUUCUUUUAAAGAAACAUAAUACUUUUCAUGAUCUUUGCAAAAUACAAGCUACAGCUGUUUCAACUGGAUGUCAUCAAGUUAUUGUUCUUGACAUUAUUGCCUGCACACCAAGGACAAAACAAAAAGCUCAUACUACCAGAGGAACAUUGUUAGGGGGUAAAAAUCAUGGCUUUAAAAAGACAGCAUUCCACUUUCUUUAAUAUUAUAAGUGUUUAUAAUCUGUACAGCCAUAACAGGAAAUGACCACCAGACAAAUACAGGUAAAUGUUCAUCACCUGCCAAGUCUCAGAAAAUCUUGUGAAACGAGCGCAAUGUUUGAGGAGACAAGGGUCAAGGGUUCAGGGGACAGACAAAGGAGAGCUAACCUGAACGCAAACGGUUUUAGCAACUGAAAUGAAAAGUUAGCUAAACCAAUUUCUUUCUGUCGCUAAAGGGAACAUUGAGCUAGCCUAAAAGUACAGGCUGAUUUUAAUCAAGUUGGGAAAAAAAAUGAGAUUAAAGCCUUAGCUAGUUGAAGCCAACUGUUUUGUAUGCUAACAAAGUUGCUCAUCUAAAAAUCGCUGCUUUUGUUAGCAAAAACACACUUUUAGUAGCUAAUGACCAUGAGCCUCAUUCGAAACCACAGCAGCAAAGCUACACUACCUACAUUAGCAAAUAUAGCAAACAUUUAACUGUUAGCCAUCCUAAACCCAACUAUUACGCUAGCUGAACUUUCAACUAAUCUCAACAAGUGUUUAGCUGCUGAAUGAAAUGGAAUAGUUAGCUAACAUCAGAGCAGAUCAUUAACCCAAACAUAAAUUAAGCUAACCUGAGCUAACUAAUUUCUUUAAUAGCUAAACAGAAUCAUGAGCUAACCUGAAUCCAAACCAUUCAAACAGUGGGCUCUUUACUAAAGCGACAAUAAGGUCUUCUCAUAGUUUGUGCUCAUUUAACAAAGUUUGAUAAGACUGCAAACACGAAGCUGGCGUCUGUAGAACCAUGAGUGGAAUGGCCUUAUACAUUUAAGGAAUCUGUGGUUGACAUAAAUGGUUCCUGAUGUGUGUAUUACGUAUUAGUAAUGUAUAUUAUAGCUGCAAUAGUGUGUUGUCCAAAAUUACUAUGUGUGCAAUACAUUUCAAAAGCCAUAAUUCUUUUGCUAGUUGCCUUUAUAAACUCACAGAAGCAAACGGCUUCUUACUUUCUUCCUAUUGAUUCAUAAUGUUGGACUCGUCGCAAGCAUUCACAUAUUGUCACCACAAUGUCAUAGAAUUCAUGAAAAGAUUAAUUUUGCCUUUUGCAGUGUGUCUCCAAAAAGCAAUAUAAAAAUAUUCUUGAAAAAAGUGUGUAUGACUUUAUGCCGCCUGACCUCCAGCUUUCCGCUCAUAUGCUUGCACAUGAUUCGAUCAGCCACAAAGAGAUGUAAGACUCUGACUCAUCAGCUGAUCAGGAAUUUCUCCCAAAAUGUUCAGAUGUGGUGAAUGUGGGAACUCUGUUGUUGGUUAAUAGUGUGAUUAAAUGUCUGUUAAUGUUCUGUCUCUCCAGGAAAAGUUUGUACCAGCUGAUCCAAACAAAAAAAGUAACAGAUUUCUUUUGACUGGAUUCAAGCAGAUACGGGUCUAAACAUGUACUGAGAGCAAAUUCAACCUGUGUCACAUGGAAACUUGUAUAAUAAUGGUCUCCAGUUUGGUUUGGUGUUGAUUUAUUAACAUUAUUAUUGACAUGUAAUUCUGAAUCUGAACUAAUCUGAUCUGUCGGCAUGAAGUCUCUCUGGUGAUCUGUGUCUGUUUCUGUUGUUUCUGUUCUGCUGAAAGAGUUUAUAUUCUUUGUUCUCGCCUCUCUUCACUCUGGUUUUCUGCUUGCCAUGAUGAAAAAAAUUAAACAAUAUAUACUCAC
Molecule: messenger RNA, 8345 nt
Organism: Seriola aureovittata
Lineage: Eukaryota; Metazoa; Chordata; Actinopteri; Carangiformes; Carangidae
Product: tetratricopeptide repeat protein 39B
Exons: 20
Coding region: 550-2292 (580 amino acids)
Molecular function (GO): protein binding
Source: RefSeq, a predicted model, not a curated record